Messenger RNA from Aspergillus costaricaensis CBS 115574, 1864 nucleotides. Its product is annotated as Zn(II)2Cys6 transcription factor. The transcript is spliced from 3 exons. The coding region runs from base 284 to 1780 and encodes 498 amino acids. Gene Ontology annotation, molecular function: DNA-binding transcription factor activity, RNA polymerase II-specific; zinc ion binding. The record is from RefSeq and is a predicted model, not a curated record. NCBI's taxonomy places the organism in Eukaryota, Fungi, Ascomycota, Eurotiomycetes, Eurotiales, Aspergillaceae. Gene Ontology annotation, biological process: regulation of DNA-templated transcription.
GGCUCUAAACUUUCCAGCGAAAAACUGAAGUCCAAACAAGUCUAGAUGGAAGGGCUGGAAGGGCAAAGGUAGUCGACACCUGCGAAGUCAGGCUCCACGGUAACAAUCCGUUUCGCCGACGUGGGCCUUUGCCGAGUCGCCACUCCGCUCCAUCACACGAGCCCCAUGAUUCUCUCGAGACGCCAUCCGGACUAGGGACUAGAGCUGCCACAGGUGAUGGUGAAGAUCGAUCGUUCCGAGGCUUGCAUGCUGCGAACUGACCAGUAGGACCCCUGGAGCUGAAAUGAAGACUGCCGACUCAACCGCAGUGGUAAAACGGAAGACGCGGAGUGGCUGCUUUACUUGCAAAUCUCGACGCGUCAAGUGUGACGAGACCAAGCCAUCCUGCUGGCGAUGUAUUUCGACGAAACGGAUAUGCGAGGGCUAUCCCACUCCCCCUCAACACAGCCUCUCGUUCGACUCUUUGACGGAUGAAGAGCGUCGAGCCUUCCUCUUCUUUCGCAGCAGAACUGCCCACCGAAUCUUUGGCCACCGCGAUGCGGAAAUUUGGCUUCCAACUAUACUCCAACUUGGCCACAAGGAAGCUCCAGUCAAGCAUGCCCUGACCGCAUUGGCAUCACUGCAUGAGAGCAUGGAGCCUGACGAUGCUUGCAUCUCCAUCCGCCGAUCCGAGAAACAUGCUCAACUGUCUUCACAAAUCUUGGCGCUGAAACAUUAUACGUCCGCCAUUAAAUCCGUGCAGACAGAAUCACCACAUUCAUCUUUUCGGCCGGAUACGGUGCUCAUUCUAUGUAUCCUAUUCGUCUGUUUCGAGCAAUUUCGAAGCGGCGAUGCUGCCUGUCUGCUUCACUUACGUGCAGGCUUCAGAUUACUAUAUUGGUGGAGAAAUAGUACUACCACCUACAGCAAGCUGCACGAGUACUCUAGGCCAACUCUAGACCUCAUCAAUAAUCAGAUAACACCAACCUUGCAACGUUUGCGUGUGCAGUUCUCUCUAUGUAUGGACUCCCGCCACGCGCUGAAAGAUCUAGGGGUCCCACUCUGCCUGCCAUUUCCAACAAUCCCAUCGUCCUACCCUUCCCUCGAUUCCGCCCGAAAUGACUACGACCGAGUGAUGAAUCAUAUUUUUUCUUCCUUAGAGCGUGAGGAUACUACCGGUGGUGAAUCCCCAAAGCCAGCUUUAAGUACGCUUUUGCGGCAGUGGAAGAAUGCUCUGGACUUCUCUGAUUUUUCUGAAGAGUCUCUAACAUUGCAGGAGUGCACGAAGAAACUCUUGAAUCUAUACUACCAUGUGUCGGUCAUUGUCACAGAAACUUAUAGUUCCAAGGAUGAAACCAUCUUUGACGGGUACACUGAUCACUUUCAAACCGCCGUUGAGCUUGCAGAGAAUAUCACCGACAUGGAUCGCAAUGAAUUGCAAGGUUUCAGUUUGCUGUUUAGCUUUGAUCUUGGCAUCACUCCGCCGAUGUUCCUUGUUGCUUCUCGAUGCCGCCACCCGCUUAUUCGUCGACGGGCUAUGAAUUUGAUGAUCCAGUCCCCCUUCUAUCAUGGCGCGUGGCAAGAUCGAUAUUCGGGUCUCUGUGCACAACGAAUCAUCAAGAUCGAAGAACUGGAGGCCGGUUUCCUCGUGGACGACAUCAACGUCCCAGAACAGAACCGGAUACGGAAAAUCUCGGCGGACAUUGAAGAGACACAGUCCGAGAUUUCAAUGCAAUUUCGUAGGUGGCCAUUCACCGUAGAUGCUCCGGUUAACACAACUAUUGUGAAACUGCAGUCAUGAGUGCGAGGCGUUACAUACUAUGCCAGCUUUCCACUAGUUUUGCCAAUCAUCUUCCACCAAUUCGGCACUGUUAAUUAAAAUGAG